Molecule: messenger RNA, 870 nt
Organism: Auanema sp. JU1783
Lineage: Eukaryota; Metazoa; Nematoda; Chromadorea; Rhabditida; Rhabditidae
Source: the annotation of a GenBank genome assembly
AUGGAGAUUCAACAACAGAAUUUAAGUUCAGGUCAAAAGUACCCACUGUUCGGACUGGGAACAUAUAAUAUACAAGAGAAUAUGACGGAAGCUGUGGACGCUGCUCUCCGUAGGGGAUAUCGAUUGUUUGAUACUGCCAAAGUAUACAAUAACGAGUCUCAUUUGGGUGAUGCUCUUGAAGUCUCUUUACCAAAACAUUCUUUGAAUCGAGCUGAUGUAGUUGUCCAAACGAAGGUUCUUCCUUACAAUGAUUCUGAAAGAGUGCGCAACGAUGUUCUAGACUCAUUGGCAAAAUUGAAAACUGACUAUAUAGAUGUUGUCCUCAUUCAUUACCCAAAAAAUAAUGAUUGUCAGAACGAAGAUGCUGUAAACAGGGAGUGUAGAAAGGUCACAUACACCGUUCUGCUACAGUUGAAAGCUGAAAAUAAAAUCAGAACCGUUGGAGUGUCUAAUUAUGAGGUUUCUCACAUUCAAGAGAUAUUGGCGGAUGGACAAGAUCUUCCUUCAAUAAAUCAAAUCGAGCUUCACCCCCAUUUCACUAGAGUUGAGUUGGUUCAGUUCUGUAAAUCAGCUGGGAUUCUCGUUCAGGCGUUUUCGUCUCUAGCUAAGCAAAACCAAGAGCUUCUAGAUAGCUCAGAGUUACAACAAAUUGCUUCUAGUCACAACAGCAAUCCUUUACAUGUUCUUCUAUCAUGGGCAUACAAUCAGAAUAUCGCUAUCAUACCGAAGUCCUCAAACCCAUCCAGAAUUGAUGAGAAUUUGAGAGAGGUUUUGAGAACAAGAUUGACGCAAGAUGAGAUUUCCAAGCUCUCAACUCUCAAUAGAGACAAGAAUUACGUUGGUCGUUGUACUGGAUGGCUGGUUGUCUGA